AUGUCACUGGAAAUUCGAGUAGGCCAGCGGGUCAUGGUUAAAGACCAGCCUGGUACUGUUCGAUUCUUUGGUUUGACGCGAUUUGCUGAUGGUGAAUGGGUUGGUGUGGAGUUAGAUGCCCCAGCAGGUAGAAAUGAUGGAUCAGUCAAUGAUGUGAGGUACUUCACAUGCUCGAAAGAAGGUCAAUGUGGUGUCUUCGUGAGACCUGCUUUGGCGAAGACAUCUGAUGGUUCAAAUCCCGGUGGUAUGAGAAAUGUGGAGGCACUAAUAGAUCGUUUACAACAGAAGUUGAAGAGGACUCUCACCGAGCUUGAGACUCAAAGAGGGACAGUUGAACAAUUGGAAACCUCAAUUGCUUCAAAAGAUGCAAAAAUUGAAAAUUUAGAGUCAACAGUGGAGUCAGCGGCCGUGGAUUUGGAAUACAUCAAUGCGCAGAAAGAGUCUCUUGAGAACUCUUUGAAAGAGGUCCAGAGCUCUUAUUCGAAGCUCAAAGAAGAGUAUGAAUUUGUUUCCGAGGAAUUGAACUUAACUCGGCAAUUGGAGGAAGAGGCUUUGGCGCAGGCGCCUUCAGACCUAGAUACUAACGAAGUGGCCAGGCUCAUAAGUCAAAACAAACGACUCGGUGAAGAGCUUGCGAGCCUCAAGCUCACGUCUUCGAAGGAUGUUGUAGAUUUGGAUGAAAGGGGGAGGGCUCUCAAUAUACUUGAAAGUGAGUUUGCUUCCUUGAAGUCCUCAUACACAUCAACAAAAGAAGCACUUCGGCAAUCAGAAGAGACGAUCAAAACGUUACAACUGCAAUUAGAGUCAAUCUCGUCUCUGGAAGAUCUCAUUGAGCAUUUAACUACUCAGAACGAUAUGUUAUCUGAGAAAGUCAAUGAACUCACAACCACUAUUCAAGAAAUCAAUGAGUUACAUGAAAUUGAUGUUGCUUUGUUAUCGGCUAGCAAGGAGUCUGAAUCCAAGCUACAAAGUGAAGUUUCUGGUUUAACUAAAUCAAUGGAAACGUUGCAAAAAACGAUUGAUGGUUUAGCUGAAAACAACGAAAAUCUAAAGAGGAAGCUAAACAAAUAUGUAAGUCGGGAGCAUCAUUCUGAGGAACUCCAGACGUUUACAAAAGACUCUUCGUAUUUCAAAGAGAAUGAUCUCAAAGAGAAUGAUCACAUCAAGACGCUCCUAGCAUAUGCGAAGUCCUCUAGGGGUAAAAUUGUCGGUGAAAUAAUCCCUGCUUCCCUACGACAACAGGUUCAACUCCUUCUUGAAGUGAUGGAUACUUCUGCAGAAACUCAAGCCCUACUUGAUUUCAUGGAUGGCGCUUCAUUUGGGGUUCAGAAGAUUAUAUUGGGUCUCAACAGGGCUAAAGGACAUUUACUGUAUGUUGAAAUCAUUUUAAGAUACAACGUUUUGGAUGAUGAAGAACUCAGUCAAUUGAAAGCAUAUGUCGCCAAUGCAAGAGAAGAAGUUGAAUAUAUCAAGUCAAAGUAUACUGAGUCCGAUACAGAAUGCAUCGACAGUUCCAACGUCCUCAGCAGUUUGAGCAACAUUCGAAUUUUUGACGGACAAUCGAUGAAUACCUUUGCGUCCCAAUACCGAGCUUCGAUCUUCGUUCAAUCGGAGGCAAAUUUCACCUUGCAACUCAUACGAUUUCUUGAGACUGUCUCGACCGGUAAAAGAAUCGAGCAUCUUGCGAAGGUCUAUAAAAGUGUGAAAUCAAUACUGGAAACUGUCGAUCUUCUUCUCCUAAACUUCACCAACAAUGAACACAAGGAGCUCGACAAGCCUGUUUUCGUCUACAGCGAGCACUUCUUUAUGGUCAAUUCUUCACUUUGGCCAGUCUGCUUGCAAGUGAUGGAGAUCAGAGACGGUGCUAUGAUUGAUCAGAACGAGCAAAUUACAAAAACCUUGAAUGAAUUUCUCCAAAAGUAUGAUUCGAUAAUUUUGGAGGCAGAAGCUAAACUCAAACAGCUCGAAGCCCAAUUGCACGGGAAAUCAGUCUCAUUUUUGCCCGAGAAGCAGGAGGAUAUUUUCUGUAAGACCAGCGCUGCCAAAUUCGAGGGACUGAGUGAGCGAGGCUCGCCUAUUGCGGACUCCAGAAUGAAUAAAGUUAAGGAAUUGGAGCUCAACAUUUCCAUUCUUGAACAGAACUUGUCUGUCACGGGUGAAAAGUUGGCAGCUGCGCUGAAGGACAGUUCAAGAACUAUUGCAGGUUUGAAGGACGCAUAUAAGGAGCUUGAAGUGAGAUACAACAACUUAAUCGAAGAGAAUCAUAUGUUAGAGAAGCAAGCUCGCGAGUACCUCGAUUUGGAGGUACACAAUAUCGUUGGUCAGCAAACUAAAUACUACAAGGAUCUCGCUGCUCAAAAGAAAUACACUGAGGAAUCGAUGCUUUUUGAGGAGAUUUCGUUGUUGAGGAGAAUGAUCAGAGAAGGCCCUUCUCCUAUGUCUAUAAAUGAAGCAACCGCGUGUCCCACGUUAUAUUGA
Molecule: messenger RNA, 2478 nt
Organism: Candidozyma pseudohaemuli
Lineage: Eukaryota; Fungi; Ascomycota; Pichiomycetes; Serinales; Metschnikowiaceae
Gene: NIP100
Product: Nip100p
Exons: 2
Coding region: 1-2478 (825 amino acids)
Source: RefSeq, a predicted model, not a curated record